Clupea harengus (Atlantic herring) is the source of this 2952-nucleotide messenger RNA. RefSeq names its product patched domain-containing protein 3-like. NCBI's taxonomy places the organism in Eukaryota, Metazoa, Chordata, Actinopteri, Clupeiformes, Clupeidae. The record is from RefSeq and is a predicted model, not a curated record. Gene Ontology annotation, cellular component: membrane.
CCCAUUUCAAAACGAAAGUGUUCCGAUCAGUUUAGCCGUGUACCACUCCCUGGGCUCAGGAUAAGCAAAUACUACGCAUUCGGUAGGCUAGUUUGAAACUCAAAAUGUUUACCUACAAAACAAAGUAUAUUGAAAAGCCUGUUGAGACUGCCUUUCAAAAACUUGGACGCUGCAUCGGUAAAUAUCCGUGGUUGUUUUUUAUUCUUCCUCUACUGAUAUCUGGCGUUCUCGGAGGAGGAUUUUACUUCCUCCAGCAGAGAGAAGUAGACCUACAUGACCAAGAAAUCAAGAACACGUCAAGAAACAGCCUAGCAAAGGAAGAUAAGGCAUUUGUCAAACAGCAUUUUCCACACCGCGAAGAAUUUUCUCGCUUGAGGCUCUACAAUGAGGGCGUUUAUGCGUCGUUGACUAUAGCGGUUAAGUCUAAUAUACUCACAGUUAAGGCGUUUCAAGAAAUAAUUAAGUUAGAUGAGAGAGUGAAAAGUCUUAAGACUAGUAAAAACUAUACCUAUGCAAACCUGUGUGCUAAGGAGAAAAGCAAAUGUGCAUCGAACGAAGUUUUAGAUAUUGUAAACUACGAUGCAAGCAAAAUUGAAAAUUUGACGCUAAAUUAUCCUUCUCAUGAGAGGUUAUACUUGGGGGGAGUUAUAGACGGCGUGAAAUACAAACCAGGGACUAAGGAAAUAGAAACCGCCAAUGCAACAAGACUGUUCUACUUCCUGCAAGAGAAUAUCAAAAAUAAAACUGAUGCCUGGCUGACUUUGUUUAAUGACACAUUAUCAUCGGAAACAAAUGCUACACUGGGCUCCAUAUCUGUUUUCACAACGUUGUCAAGGGAACAAGAGCUGAAAAAGAAUUCUGAAAGUGUGACCAAGUUGUUUCCUAUCACAUAUGUUUUGGCUAUCAUCAUAUCAAUUCUUUCUUGCCUAAGGUUGGACUGUGUGAGGAACAAGGUAACCGUUGCCACGUUUGGAGUGAUUUCUGCAGGACUGUCUGUGCUGUCCAGUUUUGGACUGCUUCUGUAUUGUGGGAUGCCAUUUGCAAUGACUGUGGCAACCGCUCCCUUUCUGAUUCUGGGUAUUGGUGUGAAUGACAUGUUCAUCAUGAUCAAAUGCUGGCAGAAGACGAGGGUUCAUGACAAGGUAGAAGAUCGCAUGGCAGAGACGUACAAGGAGGCAGCUGUCUCCAUCACCAUCACCACUCUGACCCAUGCCCUGGCCUUCUACAUUGGCCUCUUGACGCCUUUUCGCUCUGUACAGUCCUUCUGCGUGUACACCGGAACAGCCGUCCUCUUCUGCUACAUCUACAACAUCAUGUUCUUCGGUGCCUGUCUGGCACUGAAUGGACAACGAGAGGCAAGCAACAGACACUGGCUGACAUUCAGGAAGGUUGAAACUCCAAAUGAAGACAACAAGAGCAAUGCUUGUUCAGUUGGUGGUGCUUAUGAUCCUGAGACGAAUGCAGAGGAAGACACGCCCAUCAGUGUCUUCUUCAAAAAGUAUUAUGGACCAUUUUUGACAAAGCGAUGGACCAAGGUCAUUGUUAUUUUACUCUAUUUUGUAUUUGUGGGUGUUAGCAUAUAUGGUUGUUCUCAAAUGAAGGUGGGUAUUGAUACAUACAAAAGUAAGUACUAUGGUAAUCAUCAUUUCAGGCAGAAUGGCCCAUUUGUUAUGGUAAUCGUAAACGAUUCAACAUUUCAGUAUUGGAAUAAGGCUGCACGAGCCAAUCUCAUGGCUUGUGUUAGAGAGUUUGAAAAUUCAGACAUGGUGGCCAAAAACAUGACUAUUUCAUGGCUUGAUUAUUUUAUGGCAUAUUCAAAAAGGGUAAACUUGGAUAUCUCACAGAAGGACAAAUUCAUGAAGUUUUUACCAAGCGCCCUUAAACUGAAAGGUUUCAGUGAAGAUGUUGAUAUUCAAAACGAUCUGAUUGAAGCUUCCCGAAUGUUUGUACCAAUAGUUAACAUCUGGAAUCCAACAGAUGAGAAAAACAUCUUGAAAUUUUUUAGAGAGACCGCUCGUAAUUGUAAGUCUAAAAAUGUAGACUUAAAGGUGUACCACCCGGCAUUCAUUUACUUUGAACAGGAUGCAGUCAAUGAUAAGAAUGCCGCCAUUGAUCAGCAUGACAUCAUCAGAAAUACAGUCCAGAACAUCAUAGUGGCCACUGUUGCCAUGCUUGUAAUUUCCCUUAUGUUGAUUCCAAAUCCUCUCUGUUCUCUGUGGGUGACCUUUGCCAUUGCCUCUGUAAUCGUGGGUGUAGCUGGUUUCAUGGCUUUGUGGAAUGUAAAUCUAGACUCUGUCUCCAUGAUCAAUUUAGUCAUUUGUUUAGGCUUUUCUGUGCACUUCUCUGCACAUAUUUCCUAUGCUUUUGUUUCAAGCAAACAGGAAAAUGCUGAUGACAAAGCUGUUGAUGCUCUCUAUAACCUUGGGUAUCCAAUAAUCCAGGGAGCUUUAUCCGCAAUUGCUGGUGUUAUUGUCCUUUCAGCAGCAAAUAGCUACAUCUUCAGAACCUUCUUUAAGAUCAUGUUUCUGGUGAUCUCAUUUGGGGCACUUCAUGGCAUUGUGUUCAUCCCAGUGUUCCUGACAUUCUUUGGGGUUUGUUGGAAAAGUGUAAGGACAGAAAAUUCCGAACCCAUCAGGGGCAAUUCUGAACUUGUAAAAAUGACAAACAAUGGAGAAAACUCUUAAAGUUGGUGAGAAGAGGCAAACAAUUCUCCAUACGAGGAACAGGAGACAACAUAAAAUGCCAUGGAAAAAUAUUGAAUGUAAAAUCUGAGAUUUAGCCUUUUCUUUUCAUGUUGCAGAUAACUAUUCUAGUUCUGUAUGUGUUAUUGUCUGAGAUUUAAUUAUUUUUGCUUUUUUAUUGUUCUUAUAUGCAGAGUUGCUUGGGUUCCUAAAAAUAAGGCUUCAUAACUUGCAUUAAUAAAGGCAAUCUUUGAUUGUAAAAUGACAAAUA